AUGUCUGCACCUUUACAAGAACUCAUAAUCUCUUUAAGCAAUAAUCUUGAGAGUAUUCCAAACGAAGAAGUUAAACAACUUUCUUAAUCUCAUCUGAAGGUUUUGGAUUAGACUUUGAAUUCGCAGCAUCAUGUUAUUUCUAAUUAUGAACUACUCGUCAAGAAAUUAGAACUACAACUAAUUCAAUGCUAAAUGGCUAUGGAUGAUGGAGCUAAGAGAGAAGCACAAAUGAAAAAUUUAGUUACAAAUAUGAUGCAUGAUAAUUUUAAACUGAAAACUGAAAUGUAAUUAGCAGGGGGUACAGGGUAUAAGCCCUCAGUUUGCUAAAACUGUGAAAAUCUAAAAGAAGAAAUCGAGGCUUUAGAAAACUAGAAUGAAUCAUAGAAUUAAGUCAUUAACAAGCUAAGUGAGGCGCAACAACUCCUUUUGAUGCAAUAUUAAGCCUUAGAGUUAAGUUUGGAGGACAAUAUAAAAUAGGAAUAAUUAGAAAAAGAUGAAGUUGCUAGAAAAUAAGAGUUAGAGCAGAAGAAAUAAGAUGAAAUAGGACAAUAGGAUAAAGUUCCUUAGCAAGAAGAGAGCGGAAUCGUACUAUAGGAGUAAGAAUGA
Molecule: messenger RNA, 606 nt
Organism: Stylonychia lemnae
Lineage: Eukaryota; Ciliophora; Spirotrichea; Sporadotrichida; Oxytrichidae
Source: the annotation of a GenBank genome assembly